Magallana angulata is the source of this 4805-nucleotide messenger RNA. Its product is annotated as disks large-associated protein 4-like. NCBI's taxonomy places the organism in Eukaryota, Metazoa, Mollusca, Bivalvia, Ostreida, Ostreidae. Gene Ontology annotation, molecular function: molecular adaptor activity. The transcript is spliced from 7 exons. The record is from RefSeq and is a predicted model, not a curated record. Gene Ontology annotation, cellular component: glutamatergic synapse; postsynaptic specialization. Gene Ontology annotation, biological process: signaling. The coding region runs from base 510 to 3179 and encodes 889 amino acids.
UAUAUAUUGACCUGUGGCAAAAACAAAACUUUGACCUGUAUAACCCAUGGAGAGGCCUGUUGUUGUGUUAGUCUUUUCUGUUAAUGUUAUUGUGUUAGUCUUUUAUUCUGGAGUUUUAAGGUAGUAGUUUUAAACAAAUUCUAGUUCAGUCUUGUUCCAUGCAGGGACCAAGUAUUACAGUAAUUUAUUAACCUGAAUGAUUGAAUGAAUUUUUCAUGUAGGUCACAGUGUGAUUGCAUAGGCCUUGUAGACAAUCGAGGAAUUCAAGUGUAGAGUGCGGUAGAGGGUUUAGUUUUGACAUGGCACCGGUAGUAUUGUCCUGACCCCACAGGUCUAACCCUUGCUGUGUUUCUGGGAUCACUGAGGACCCAAGUAGUGUUCCUGAGCUGUGCUUGUUUUCUUAUUUAUCAGAGUGUAAAUUGUUGGAUAAAACAAAGACUAAACGUCCAUCAUGUUGCUGUGGAAACCACUGACCUUUGAGUGUGUAAAACCUCAAUCCAGUUGUAACCAUGGAUACAGAGGCCCCACAGUCCGUGUUAGAUCACAGAUCUAACAAGAAGGAAUCUCUGGUGGUGUCUGACCACAUCACACGACAAAAGUCUGCCAGUCAUCGGCAGAACCAAGAAACUGAAGAAGAGGUGGACAUUCGAAUUCCACAGCCGUACAGAACGAGCUUCAGUGCUGUACUUACCCCAGUCAGAGUGAAGAAGGAGCGAAGUCGAUCAACAAGUCCGGCUCGCGUGUUAACUUCAAGUAUGAAAUCCGAACAUAGUGCACCAGGGCGCAAAGUGAGCCCCAAACAUGUGACAUAUGAUGCCAAGGUUACUGUGAGACAUUCAGACUCCUACGAACAUGAUACUGAGGAACUCCAAGGGAACGAGUUCAACUCGAGUAUCGAUCCUGCUUUUGACCCUUCCUUUACUGAAUAUGAAACCCCCAGGAAGAGUGAAUAUUCGUCCAAGAUACGGGAGAUGACAGAGCUAAUAGUGAAGGAGUACUCGGACAGUAACGGUGUCGAUGUGAGUGAUUCUAGUCAAAGUGGUGGGAAAAGAGUGAUGGGGAGACAGAAUGCAAAAAAUGGGUUGUCAAAUGGUGGAACCCCCUCUCCACAGAAACCCAUACCCCCUGUGCAUCAGUUAUCAAAAGAGUAUGACCAUGACCGAACCGUGAGUUACAGACAGGCCAUCACGAACCAGUACUCUGAUGAAGUGAAGAAGCUGGCUGAGGCCAAGAUAGAGGAGCGGUAUCCACCUGGGCCCAGAAUCACCCACAAUAGCCUGGUCAAGGACGUCAAGGCCGAGCGGUCCAACUCAGUGCCCUCACAGCCCGGGAGAGACGGGGGUGGGAGACUUACCCCGACUAAAAGGUCUGUUGGAGGCAGCAUCGGAAACUUCUUCCGGAAACUGUCCCCCAGACUUGGCAGGAAAUCUCACAAAGACAAAGGCUCUACCUCAAGUAUGGACACAGCUGGCUCACAGCAAAGUGAAAGCUUUUCCAGGAGUAAAGUCCGAAGCUCCUUCCUGAAACUGAUGGGUCGCUCCAAACGGAGAUCCAGCUCCGGAUCCAGAAGCCAGGACAGUCUUGAUAACCUCUCCGUGGAUAGAGAGGCGGGCUUUGUUCAGGAAAACAAACCAAGCCAAAUGUCAACCGCUUCCAACAGAAUUCUCAAAUCCAUCGAACAAAACACCAUAGCAGAGAGGGAUGUCUACCAAAGAUUUAAAGAAAAGCAGUCACCAAAGAGUCCUUCAGAGGAUGGUUCACCUAAUCAUGGCGAGGCCAAUCGACAAUCUCGACCCCAGGCCAUGAAGGCCAUGUCACCCCCGGGGGGAGACAAGGAGAACCUCUCACAGGCGGACCGGCCCAGUCUCUCCGGGGAACACUCUAUCACCAAGCCGUAUAUCCGUGUGGAACCACCUAGCUCCCUAGACAUGCCCCAGUCUCCAAGAGUCCCCCCAACAUCAACACAAAGUACCAACUCACACCAGGGUUUGGUUGGUGACUUUCCCCCCAACAACAUGGUGACUGACAGUGAAGCUUCUAGUCACAGUGGAUCAAGCACCACACCCAAGCAGCUAGUGUCAACACGGCGCGAGAUUCCAAUCAGCUCAGAGAGCGCGCUCAGCCCCGUCUCCCUACCGGGCGACCACUCCACCGGCAAAGUCCGCGCAACCUCGGAAAAUGGAGUCUUAUUCUCAAGUAUGCCAAAACUCGGCUCCACGGCCAGCACUGACUUUAAAGACUGCAGUAAAACCCCGUCGUAUCUGAAACUGAGUUGUGCAGUGAGUGGUUAUGGGAGAUACAGUCAGUACAGUUCCUACAAAUCUAUAGAGAGACGCUCACCCUACUCUAGUUGUUCUUCUUUACAAUCUGACCACAAGCCGGUCACUGACAUGCCUGUUUCCAGAGUGAUCUCCCCUAUGAGGCGGACUUCUGCCUCAAACAGUAAUCUGGAGCUUGGAUUAAUAUGCCCCCAGCCCCUAGUGUAUGACAAUGGUCUUGAUUCUAACGGAGAGUCUGCAGCCGGACCGAGUGUGUUAGCUGAUGACCGCUACCCCACGGGGGACAGACAGCAGGAUGGGGAGUACUUUUUAAGGAUCACCCAGCAGUGGGAGGAUCGACUGUUGUCUCACUGUCAGCAGAUUGAGGCGGAGGUCCACAACCCCAGCAUCCCAGAGGACGUACGAGGUAAAAUUCGUGCAGCUGUAGGGAAGGCUCAUUUGUUAAUCUCCCAGAAAUUCAAGCAGUUCCGGGAACUCUGUGCUGAGCACAUGAACCCGACGGAAGAUGGUAAAGUGUUGAAGUGGGCCGACCUGCAGGGAUUCUGGGAUAUGAUCAAGAUCCAGGCAGACAAUAUCGACGAUCACUUCGCUGAACUCGACCUGAUGAGGCAGAAUGGGUGGAAGGAGUUAGCAGCUCAUUCACGAGGCAGUUCUAUCAACUCCAGCCCAAAGUCUGGAAGCAUAUCCCUAAGCAAUGGAAGCACCCCCAGUGGAACACCAGGGUCACGCAGGAAAGCUCCCAAAGCCAAGGACACUCCAGAGUCUUCCCCCGAGCGAACCGAAAAAAUGAGGGCAGCAGCAAAGGCACGUGAGGAUGCACGCAAAAAAAUGUUGGCAGACAGGCGUGCUGCCAUGAAACAAAAACCAAAACAGGAGGACGUGGAAAUCUUUGUUUCCUGAAACAAAAACAAAACAUACGACAGACAGAAAACUGCCAAACUGUUAAACAUUCUGAAGCAAGUGUUGGUGCCAUAAUAUGACAAAGUUUUCAUUUGGAAGUGAACCGAGUAAGACCAAAGGGACUAUGUGAUGUUUGGAGAAAAAUGAGUAUCCCAUAAUGCACCACCCUGUUCACUUCUACCUCCCUGACAGAAGAGCUGAUGUAAUUACUUGUACAUGAAUAAUGAUGUUUACAAUGUGCAAUAUUAGUGAAUUCCAUGAUAUCAUUCACUGCAUGUGUGGAGCAGUGAGUACCUUUAAGGGGUAAUUUGAUCACCAGAUUGUGGUGUGGUGGUCAGUUUUUAUAGCGCGGAUGUACACGGCAGCAGUCUAUGGGCUGUUUAAACAUAAUACAGGUAUUUAUUAUGCCGUAUGUGCCAAGAAAUCUUCGGGUUGAAUUUUAUUGCAAGGUCUGUAAGUCUCUCUCCCAGGGGAGCUUUUCUGUUUGUUCCUUUAUGAACCAUACCCUUUAUGUCAAAAAUAAAGGAAUGUAUGCAAUUCUAGUCAUCAGAUUGAAACAAUCAAAGAGCCUUCAUCUGAUACAACAAGAUGGUGGGUGUGUAAACACGCUACCAAUCUUAGAAUAUAUCUAUGCCUUGCUCUUGGAAACAUGAAAAAUCCCUUUGAAAGCUUCAUGAUGCUUUCAGACUCUAAACUUUCAAAAAACUUUCGCACUUCGAAUUUGCCUUUGAAAGAUUAAAGUCUGAGACACAUUAAGCUCACAAAUUUUUUUUCCAAGAGGAAGGCUGAUUCCUUGCAGUCAGUCAAAGGGGGGUAACUCUGGCAUAAGAAAACUAAUUGCUUCCUUCGCAUUAUAGUGACACAUGUAAUCUUGAUGUAUAUUUAUAAUUUAUGUGUCUUGCUUACGGUGUACAUGUUUUACUUUUUAAUGUAUAUACAUUUAAUGUUCUUCAUAAACACACUUUUGCGAAGCGAGUUCAAUUCAGUGACGUAUCCAUUUUAUGUUGUUUUAUUUAAGCUUACUUCUCGUACAGAAACUUUUAACACUUUGUACAUGUACUUUGUAUGUAUUUGGUAAUGUAGAUGUCAAACUUUUUAUGUUGCUUUUUUGCAUGCUUUUAGAAGACGAUAUUUGAAUUGACUUGUUACUUUGACAUUUUUGAUAACAGAUUUUAUUAUAAUUAAGCAAUUACUGUUUUAAACCUCUGACAGCUAGUGUAAUGGAAUUAUUACAAUUGUAAUGUAAUUAAUCUUCUCGACAUCAGAAAUGAAUCUCAUUGUUAUCUCACGGUCAUCUGUUAUUUAUUUGUUAUUUGUUUAGGAGUUAACUUUGUUUGUUUUGUAUUGAAUUCAAGCUGAAGAUUGUGUUGUGAAUUUUCAUCAGUUAAGAGUCAAGUAAAUAAAUUUAAUCAUCUCACAAGUUCUGAUUGGUUGAAACAUGUAGCCUCAUUUGCAACUCUUUCAUGUUGACCACAGAAUUAAUGAAUGUUGAACAAAGAUAUUACAGUCAAAACAUUUUUCUAAGAAUAUUAAAUGUUGUGAAUUUGGAAAGUAUUUGUUAUUUUAAUGUUAUGAUAAUCGCAGUGCCUAUUAUUUCAUUCAAUAAAAUGUUACUUAAAAUGACAA